AUGAAAACCCUUACUUUCUUAUUCCUAUUGGGGUCACUACUAUCAAUUGUAGUUGCAGGAGCGGAUUAUUAUCAGAUACUAGGAGUUGACAAAAACGCAGAUGAAAAGCAAAUCAGAAACGCAUACCGUCAACUAAGUAAAAAAUAUCACCCAGAUAAAAAUGCUGGUGAUGAGUCUGCACAACAAAAGUUCAUGGAAAUCUCAAAUGCGUAUGAUGUCUUGAUGGACAAUGAAAAAAGACAGAUCUAUGACAGAUAUGGAGAAGAUGGACUGAAAAAUGGUAAAGGCGGUGGUCAACAGGGAGGCCAUAAUCCAUUUGCAGACUUCUUCGGUCAGCAAUUUCAACAGGGCCCUCCAAGAGCUCAGGACGUGCAAACCGAAAUUGAGUUCGAUCUGACAGAUUUUUACAAUGGUAGGGAUUACGACUUUGUGCUUUCGCUAAUGGACAUCUGUGGAGAGUGCAAUGGAUCUGGUUCUGCAGAUGGCGUGAAGCAUGAGUGUUCCACUUGUAAAGGUAGAGGAAGAGUUUUGCAUGAAAGAAACUUGGGCCACGGUAUGAUCCAGCGAAUGGAAGCCACCUGUCAAAAAUGUCGAGGUAGCGGGAAGGAGAUCAAACACAAAUGUGGGACCUGUCAUGGACAAGGUGCCCAUCAGCAAGAAAAACACUUCAAUCUUCACGUUCCACAAGGUGCACCAAGAAACUAUGUAGAAAAGUUUGAAGGAAAAGGGCCUACGCAGCCUGGUGUCAUAGCUGGUGAUUUGAACGUGAUCAUGAAAGAAAAUAAGAGCUCCAACUUAGGAUAUAGAAGAGUUGGAAAUAAUUUGUACAGAACAGAGGCAUUGAGCUUCAAAGAGGCCAUGUCUGGGAUGUGGUCCAGGGACAUUCCAUUUUUUGAUCUAUAUGAUCCAAAGAUCACGCUUUCUAGGGAUGAGAACGUGUUUGUACAGAAUGGUGAAGUGGAAAUCAUUAAGGGAAAAGGUAUGCCGAUAAUGGGGGGGAAUGAUGAAUUUGGAGAUUUGUUCAUAGAGUAUGUGGUAAUUUUACCACUAAAAGAUAAUAAAUUGGUUAAAAAUUUACACGAUGAAUUGUAA
Molecule: messenger RNA, 1092 nt
Organism: Pichia membranifaciens NRRL Y-2026
Lineage: Eukaryota; Fungi; Ascomycota; Pichiomycetes; Pichiales; Pichiaceae
Exons: 1
Coding region: 1-1092 (363 amino acids)
Biological process (GO): protein refolding
Cellular component (GO): cytoplasm
Molecular function (GO): Hsp70 protein binding
Source: RefSeq, a predicted model, not a curated record